Molecule: messenger RNA, 635 nt
Organism: Solea senegalensis (Senegalese sole)
Lineage: Eukaryota; Metazoa; Chordata; Actinopteri; Pleuronectiformes; Soleidae
Product: PWWP domain-containing DNA repair factor 3A-like
Exons: 3
Coding region: 337-570 (77 amino acids)
Source: RefSeq, a predicted model, not a curated record
GUUUCAAGAUUCCUGCAUUUUUAUAGAUGCCCCUGAUAAUAAUGAUUGUUCUCAGAAGUAAUGUAACAAUUUGCCUCUCAGACAGGCUUAUCUGUAUAUCCAUUUAGGGCAGUGAUGUUACUGUGGCCAAACAAGUUGCCAGCCAGGAUGACACCUCUUAUCAGAGGAAGUGCAAAUAAUCAGGGAAAGAAAAUGUCUUAUUCAAAGUUCUUAAUCACAUGUAUUCAGUGUUGCAUAUUAUGUGUAAUUUAAUUUUAGGAAAGGGCCCAACGAGCCCAACAGAAGCGACGCGAGGCAUGUUGUCUGUUAACCAGUGUAAUCACAGAGGAUCAGGGCAUGCUGCAACACCUUAAAGCAACAGUACACGCCCUCGGAGCUGUUCACUCCAUCUCCCUGGACAAAGCCAAGGAGAUGUACAUGCGUGGCACAGAGUUUGACUCAAGUGAGAUAACCCAGCUUGGGGAACAGCUUCAGAGCCACAGUUCCUCAAAAGCGAGGCAGAAACUGGAUAGCUUCCUGAGCAAUUACAAGAAAGCCUUGGAGUGUGAGGAAUUCCUCAGGCGCCUGUAAUCCCUGGGUAGUGAAUGUGUCUGCUGGAUAGUCUGUUGUGUAUAAAAUAAAGAAAAUAUAUCAUU